AUGGAGACCGUUCCGGUUGACGGGGAACUUGAUAGAAAUUUACAUCAUGGUGAUAACAGAGACUCUCACGGACCAUCAACAGUGGUAACAAACAGUGAUGAAUCACAGCUUUUAACUCCAGGAAAAAUGAGCCAGCGCCAGGGGAAAGAAGCCUAUUUUACUCCAACCAAAGAGUUACUCCAGCCAUGUCUCAGCCCAGGAACCACCCACAGCCAUGGUUUUGACAAAGGGAAGGAUGAUGUGUCACAAAGCAAAGAGGAUACUGCACAUUCCAUGUCAAAAAGCAAGUCUGAAUCCAAGCUUUUCAAUGGCUCUGAGAAGGACAUCUCUCUAUCUUCAAGCAAACUUACAAAAAAAGAAUCUCUCAAGGUUCAAAAGAAAAACUACAGAGAAGAAAAGAAGAGAGCUACAAAAGAAUUACUCAGCACUAUCACAGACCCAUCAGUUAUUGUUAUGGCUGACUGGCUGAAGAUUCGUGGUACAUUGAAAAGCUGGACCAAGCUGUGGUGUGUACUGAAACCAGGAGUGUUGCUUGUUUACAAAACGCCCAAAAAUGGCCAGUGGGUAGGAACAGUGCUCCUGAACGCUUGUGAACUCAUUGAGAGGCCUUCUAAAAAAGAUGGCUUUUGUUUCAAACUUUUUCAUCCUUUGGAGCAGUCCAUAUGGGCUAUAAAGGGUCCCAAAGGUGAAGCAGUUGGUUCUAUAACUCAGCCAUUGCCCAGCAGUUAUUUGAUCAUCCGAGCCGCUUCAGAAUCAGAUGGCAGGUGUUGGAUGGAUGCUUUGGAGCUGGCACUGAAAUGUUCAAGUCUGCUUAAACGUACAAUGAUUAGGGAAGGUAAAGAACACGAUUUGAACUCUUCAGCAGACAGUACUCAUGUCUCUUUCUAUGGUCUGCUUCGUGCUAACAACUUGCACAGUGGAGAAAACUUACCGUUAAAUGACAGCGAAAUUGAAAGGCAUCACUUUAAAGACCAAGAUAUGUAUUCUGACAAAUCUGAUAAGGAGAAUGACCAUGACCACGAGGAAUCUGAUAAUGAUGGAUUGGGGAAAAGCGAAGAAAGUGAUAGCGACACAUCAGAGCGACAGGACGAUUCUUACGUCGAUCCAGAACCAAUUGACAUCAAGGAAACCACUUAUUUAGAACAGAGUCCUGAAGAACUUGGGGAGGCCGGUGAGGCUGCUCAGACAGAAGUAGUGUCGGAAGAAAAUAAAAGUCUGAUCUGGACACUGCUGAAGCAAGUCCGGCCAGGAAUGGACUUGUCCAAGGUUGUGCUGCCUACAUUUAUCUUGGAACCGCGUUCUUUCCUGGACAAGCUGUCUGAUUACUACUACCAUGCAGACUUUCUGUCGGAAGCUGCUCUUGAAGAGAAUGCUUACAACCGCAUGAAAAAAGUAGUGAAGUGGUAUUUGUCGGGGUUCUACAAAAAGCCAAAGGGACUAAAAAAGCCGUACAAUCCUAUUCUUGGUGAGACUUUCCGCUGCAUGUGGAUUCAUCCAAGGACAAAUAGCAAGACUUUUUACAUUGCAGAACAGGUAUCCCAUCAUCCUCCAAUAUCUGCCUUCUAUGUUAGCAAUCGCAAGGAUGGGUUUUGCCUUAGUGGUAGCAUUCUGGCCAAAUCAAAAUUCUAUGGGAAUUCAUUAUCUGCCAUACUAGACGGAGAAGGACGGCUAACAUUCCUAAACAGAGGAGAAGAUUAUGUAAUGACAAUGCCAUAUGCUCAUUGUAAAGGAAUUCUUUAUGGCACAAUGACCUUAGAGCUUGGGGGAACAGUAAACAUCACCUGUGAGAAAACUGGCUACAGUGCAACAAUUGAAUUCAAACUCAAGCCUUUUUUGGGGAACAACGACAGUGUUAACCAAAUAUCAGGGAAAAUAAAGCUUGGCAAGGAAGUUCUGGCUAUUUUGGAGGGUCACUGGGACAGCGAAGUUACUAUUAGUGACAAGAAGACAGAUGUUUCGGAGAUCUUCUGGAACCCGACAUCUGAUAUCAAGCAACGCAGAUUACCUAGAUAUACAGUGAAGUUUGAAGAGCAGGAUGACUUUGAGUCAGAAAAGCUUUGGCAACAAGUGACAAGAGCAAUAAAUAAUAAAGACCAAACAGAAGCUACUCAAGAGAAAUAUGUUCUGGAAGAAGCUCAGAGAAAGAGUGCCAAAGAGAGGAAGCUGAAGGGUGAAGAGUGGAUGUGCAAGCUGUUUGAUCAGGAUUCAGUCACAGGAGAAUGGCACUACAAAUAUGCUGAUACCAGACCAUGGGACCCUUUGAAUGAUAUGAUCCAAUAUGAAAAAGAUGGCACCAUCCAAACAAAAGUUCGACAUCGGACACCAAUGGUUAAUGUUCCAAAAAUCAAACGAAAGCCAGCCAGUCAGAAGAAAGGGGAGUGUGGUUUCUCUUCCCCAGAGCCCGAUAACCAGGAUUCCUCUGGGAGUGAAGCGCAACUUCUGAAGCAUAAUACAAGAAUAAGGAAAAAAGGGGCAGACCUUGGUGAACUGCAGAGUGCCAUUGAAUCUAUAAAGGAAACACAAGAAGAUAUUAAGAGAGACAUCAUGGCUCUACGAAAUCGAGUCACUUCUAAUUCACCAUCUGUGGACUACCAUUUCUUGCAGUUUAAGCACUACGUCUUCAUCUUACUUGUGGUUCUGCUGCAGCUUAUCAUUAAUUUCUUGUUCAAAUAGGAAGGGCCUUUCUGAACUGGAAUGAUUGAACUGUUACUGGGGACCAUGUUUUAGGUUGGACAUUAAAUGAUGCAAUAUUAUCUAAAAGAGCCCUGUAGCAACAACUUACAGAACUUUGCCUCAGCAUCCAUGGUUCAGAAUCAUUCUCACGUCUACCCAGUUGAAGUAAGAAUUGUGUAAGUGCCAGUACACUCUUGCUCCUGGUGUGUGCCUCUGUCUCGCAGACAUACAACAUCAGCCUUGUGUUUUAUAUUGCGUCAUACACUGUACAGAUGAAUCUUC
Mesitornis unicolor (brown roatelo) is the source of this 2955-nucleotide messenger RNA. It is a transcript of the gene OSBPL8, whose product is annotated as oxysterol binding protein-like 8. Gene Ontology annotation, molecular function: cholesterol binding. The transcript has 23 exons. The record is from RefSeq and is a predicted model, not a curated record. Gene Ontology annotation, cellular component: membrane; cytosol; intracellular membrane-bounded organelle. NCBI's taxonomy places the organism in Eukaryota, Metazoa, Chordata, Aves, Mesitornithiformes, Mesitornithidae. Bases 1 to 2673 code for a protein of 890 amino acids.